Messenger RNA from Paramecium octaurelia, 3778 nucleotides. NCBI's taxonomy places the organism in Eukaryota, Ciliophora, Oligohymenophorea, Peniculida, Parameciidae. The record is from the annotation of a GenBank genome assembly.
AUGGGAUCUGAUGAUCAGGUUUUGAAAGCCUUGUACAAAGUGGCCGUUCAAAAGCCCUUCAAAUAGGUGGUUCAAGAUUUUGGUCGCCCAACUCUUGCACAAGUGCAUUUUAGAAAGUUAAUUAUAUAAAUGGACCCGACAAUUACGAUUACAGAUUGCGACAGAUUUUAUUAAAAGGCUCUGAUUGAUCACAGCAGUUUGGUAGGAUUGACAGUUGAAAUUCUAGAAAAAAUUACAGAGAAUCAAGAGAAGGUCGAACUUGUAUUAUCUAAAUAAGAUUUGUAAACAAUCACUGUGAUAAUCCAAAAUUAUCGUGCUAAAAGACUUGACAUAGAAAGAGUAUUCAAAUUUUUUGAUAAAAACAGAGAUUUGGCCUUAGAAGAAAGAGAAACCAAAGAGCUCAUUGAAUUUUUUCACAAUUCAAUUACUCCCUCAGAAUAUCAAUCAAUUAGAAAUAAGAUUGGAAAUUUGAAAUUUUCUUGUGAUCAUUUAAGAUAAUUGUUUCAAUAAUGGGAAUAGAUUGUGGAUAAUCAAUACAAAAAUCCACAAUAAGAAUAAGUUAAAUAUACUAUAAGAUCUUAAUUGGAAGAGAAAAAAAAAGAAGAUGAAGUUGUUCCUGUCCCUGUACCAGUUGAAGAUGUUGAACAAUAGGAAGUAAAAGAUGAUCAAGUUGAUUUUGCUGAUUUCAUUAAUAUUGACUUACAUACCACAGGAGCCAAAGAGUUAGUAUAGAUUAGAGAGGAAUUAAAAAAAACAAAAUAGGAAUUUGUUGAUAAAGACUUUCCAGCAUCGGUAAGAAGUUUAGGAAUGAAAUUUUGCUAAUUGUCAUGGAAAAGAAUGAGUGACAUAUUUUAGAAUAACCUAAAGAUGUUUAAUGUAGAUGAUUCAUAAGACAGUAGAGUUGGAUUGGGAAAGUGGAUCUCUCAUAGAGAUAUUAAAUAAGGAAUUCUAGGAGAUUGUUACUUUUUAUCAUCAAUUAGUACAAUAGCAUGCAGAUGGUAUUCAUAUUGUUAUUAUUAAUAGGCCUGAAGUGAUAAAGGACCUAUUCAUAAGUCAAAGAGCAAAUAAGGAGAAAUUAUAUGCAGUAAGAUUGUGUUUAGAUGGUGAAUGGAAAGUCGUUGUAUUGGAUGACUUUAUUCCUGUUAAUGGCUAGGGAAAUCCAGCAUUUUCUAAAAAUGCAGGUGCGGAAAUGUGGGUUGCAUUGUUAGAAAAAGCAUGGGCUAAGAUGAAUAUAGAUUACACAGAUAUAGAGGGUGGCGAUCCAAGAGAAGUUAUUAAGAGUAUCACUGGUGGACCCACUUGGGUUGUAUUUACUAAUGCUGCUGAUUUCAAAUAACAAUUACAAAAAUGUUCAGAUAUGAAGUGUGUUAUGACUAGUGGUANUUGAAAGCCUUGUACAAAGUGGCCGUUCAAAAGCCCUUCAAAUAGGUGGUUCAAGAUUUUGGUCGCCCAACUCUUGCACAAGUGCAUUUUAGAAAGUUAAUUAUAUAAAUGGACCCGACAAUUACGAUUACAGAUUGCGACAGAUUUUAUUAAAAGGCUCUGAUUGAUCACAGCAGUUUGGUAGGAUUGACAGUUGAAAUUCUAGAAAAAAUUACAGAGAAUCAAGAGAAGGUCGAACUUGUAUUAUCUAAAUAAGAUUUGUAAACAAUCACUGUGAUAAUCCAAAAUUAUCGUGCUAAAAGACUUGACAUAGAAAGAGUAUUCAAAUUUUUUGAUAAAAACAGAGAUUUGGCCUUAGAAGAAAGAGAAACCAAAGAGCUCAUUGAAUUUUUUCACAAUUCAAUUACUCCCUCAGAAUAUCAAUCAAUUAGAAAUAAGAUUGGAAAUUUGAAAUUUUCUUGUGAUCAUUUAAGAUAAUUGUUUCAAUAAUGGGAAUAGAUUGUGGAUAAUCAAUACAAAAAUCCACAAUAAGAAUAAGUUAAAUAUACUAUAAGAUCUUAAUUGGAAGAGAAAAAAAAAGAAGAUGAAGUUGUUCCUGUCCCUGUACCAGUUGAAGAUGUUGAACAAUAGGAAGUAAAAGAUGAUCAAGUUGAUUUUGCUGAUUUCAUUAAUAUUGACUUACAUACCACAGGAGCCAAAGAGUUAGUAUAGAUUAGAGAGGAAUUAAAAAAAACAAAAUAGGAAUUUGUUGAUAAAGACUUUCCAGCAUCGGUAAGAAGUUUAGGAAUGAAAUUUUGCUAAUUGUCAUGGAAAAGAAUGAGUGACAUAUUUUAGAAUAACCUAAAGAUGUUUAAUGUAGAUGAUUCAUAAGACAGUAGAGUUGGAUUGGGAAAGUGGAUCUCUCAUAGAGAUAUUAAAUAAGGAAUUCUAGGAGAUUGUUACUUUUUAUCAUCAAUUAGUACAAUAGCAUGCAGAUGGUAUUCAUAUUGUUAUUAUUAAUAGGCCUGAAGUGAUAAAGGACCUAUUCAUAAGUCAAAGAGCAAAUAAGGAGAAAUUAUAUGCAGUAAGAUUGUGUUUAGAUGGUGAAUGGAAAGUCGUUGUAUUGGAUGACUUUAUUCCUGUUAAUGGCUAGGGAAAUCCAGCAUUUUCUAAAAAUGCAGGUGCGGAAAUGUGGGUUGCAUUGUUAGAAAAAGCAUGGGCUAAGAUGAAUAUAGAUUACACAGAUAUAGAGGGUGGCGAUCCAAGAGAAGUUAUUAAGAGUAUCACUGGUGGACCCACUUGGGUUGUAUUUACUAAUGCUGCUGAUUUCAAAUAACAAUUACAAAAAUGUUCAGAUAUGAAGUGUGUUAUGACUAGUGGUACUUUUGGAUCAAAUCCAAAUUAUACCAAUUAUGGUUUGGAGGCUGGACAUGCAUAUUCAUUAUUGAAGGUCUAUAAUGUGACUCAUCCCACCAAAGGAGAAGUCACUCUAUUAAAAAUUAGGAAUCCUUGGGGAAAUAAGGAAUGGAAUGGAGAUUGGAGCGAUGGAAGUUCGUUAUGGACAGAGAGUUUGAAAGAAUAAGUCAAAUUUGGAAAGAAGGAGGAUGAUGGCAUCUUCUUUAUGGAAAUCAAGGAUUUCUAAAGAUACUUCUAAGCAAUUUUUGUUGGCUAUUUUAGAAAGGAAUAUUUAUACAACUCUAUUAAAUAAAUGGCCAAAAAGACUAAAACUAUUCAAUAUGAUAUUGAGAUUCCAAAUGAUGGCGAAUACUAUUUCACAGUUCAUCAAGAGGCAUUGAGAAGAUACAAAUUGAACAAAGAUAUUAAAUAUGAAUAUUCUUAUGUUAGAAUCUUAUUGGCUAAAAAUGCUGGUAAAGGAGAAUAUUAAUUCAUUGAUUAAAAAUAAUAAAAGGACAUUGAAGUUCAUUUAGGAGGCCAAUUGACUAAGGGUAAGUAUUCAGUUUAAAUUAAAAUUAAAUGGGCUGUUCCAACUUGGAAUGAACAUGAAUAUUAAUUCAGUGUCUAUGGGUCUGAAUUCUUGAGACCAAAGUAAGUGCCUAGAGAUGCUGACUUAAGAAAAGCAGUUAUGUUAUAAGUAGCCAGAGAAAACAAGAAUUUAUAACAAUUAACCACUGGACUAUUUUGUGCCAUGGAAACAGUUGUUUCUAAAGGGUAUCACAUUGUUUGUAUUAAUUUAAUAGAUUGGGCUAUUUUUAUUAUAAGAACACUUCACAAAAGACUUUCAAAUUAAAGAACACUUUAUCAAAUAAGUAAGGUGUUAAGUUCUUAAAACCUGAAAUUGGAGAUAACUAUGUAAUAGAAUUGGCUCCAGGAGAAGACAAAAUUGUACUCUGCAGUCUAGAUCCAAGUGGUGUUGCUUUCACUCCAAAGCAUCAAUUGGUCUAAUGAAAUCAUCACA